AUGUCCCGAACAUACUUCUUCGCACCCUUUAAACCCUUCACCCUCGCCCUACCCGCCUCCACACCCGCCUCCCCCCUGUCACCCCUCGACCCCAUCCCUUACAUCCCAACCUACGAGCGAGUCAAUAAAGGCACCAAGUUCGACGUGCGCGCCACAUACCCCCAAAACCACAUGCUCUCGCGCCCAGUCGAAAAGACCUUCGUCCCGCCAAAUGUCCUGGGUCAGCGGCAUCACUGGUAUCCACAGACGCCGGGCGAGGACAAGCUGGAGCCUCCGGUAUUCACGCCAGAGCCAGCCGUGCCGAUGUGCGCGUGCUGCACGCCUGAAGAGUCCAAAGCAUUACUGGGACAGUGCGUGGAGAGGGUCAGGGGGCUGGUAGAGGUGCAGGGGGGAGUGUGGAUUUGGGGGGUAAUAUGCCAGGUGGUAGAGAUCUAA
This is a messenger RNA of Parastagonospora nodorum SN15, 435 nucleotides long. RefSeq lists its product as hypothetical. The transcript has 2 exons. The record is from RefSeq and is a predicted model, not a curated record. The coding region runs from base 1 to 435 and encodes 144 amino acids. NCBI's taxonomy places the organism in Eukaryota, Fungi, Ascomycota, Dothideomycetes, Pleosporales, Phaeosphaeriaceae.